UUUUGGGCCUGUGAAUACAAUAUGCCCUAGUUCGAACCGCACGGAGAAGGGAUUUCUACGACCGCUUGCGCCGCUCUUGGUGGAACGUUUGGUUGCCGGGCGCCGCCAAUUCCUUCUCCUGACGAUGUCUUCUUCUCAGGGUCGACGCGGUUCGCUCCCGGGGGCCGGCCGCUCCGGUGAUGGCGUCCUGGCGAGGGUCUCGAGUUCCAUCUCCAACUCCCCCGUCGUCUACCGCGGCCGGCGCGCCGCCUCCGACGCGGCCACCGUCGCGAAGAAGCUCAUCUGGAGCACCGGCCGCGCCGCCUGGAUCGCCGGCACCACCUUCCUCGUCCUCGUUGUCCCCCUGAUCAUUGAAAUGGACCGUGAGCAGCAGAUGAACGAGCUCGAGAUGCAGCAGGCCAGCCUCCUCGGCGGGCCCCCGCCAUCCUCGGUGGUCGGCGCCGUCCCGUCCAAGUAGUGAGGUCAGCAGGUCUUUCUUCCGAUCUAGGGUUUGGGAAAGAAAUGGUUUUUGCGUCUUGGAUCUUAUUUUUAUCGAGCUUAUAGGGUUUUGCUAGGGUUUUGGUCUGGAACGCCACUUUUCUAACUCUAGACACUUUCUAGUGAUCGAAUUGUUUCUCAUUUUUGGGAUAUUUGCGUAUUAAAUUGUGAUCUUAGCUAUUGGUGGUCAUUUACUUGA
Musa acuminata AAA Group (dessert banana) is the source of this 676-nucleotide messenger RNA. Its product is annotated as mitochondrial import receptor subunit TOM9-2-like. Lineage: Eukaryota; Viridiplantae; Streptophyta; Magnoliopsida; Zingiberales; Musaceae. Gene Ontology annotation, cellular component: mitochondrial outer membrane. Gene Ontology annotation, biological process: intracellular protein transport. The record is from RefSeq and is a predicted model, not a curated record. Bases 125 to 457 code for a protein of 110 amino acids. The transcript has a single exon.